This is a messenger RNA of Ochotona princeps (American pika), 1515 nucleotides long. RefSeq names its product serpin family A member 5 (gene SERPINA5). The transcript has 5 exons. Lineage: Eukaryota; Metazoa; Chordata; Mammalia; Lagomorpha; Ochotonidae. The record is from RefSeq and is a predicted model, not a curated record. Gene Ontology annotation, biological process: negative regulation of endopeptidase activity. The coding region runs from base 157 to 1398 and encodes 413 amino acids. Gene Ontology annotation, molecular function: serine-type endopeptidase inhibitor activity.
GCGGGGCCAGGAGAGGGGUGGAGACAGAGCCACUGCGGUCAGUCAGGGACAAAAGCUGGCCGCGAUCCAGGCAGCCCGCUGCCCUUUGCAGAGUCCCACAGACGGCACCUCCAUUUGUACACGCUCAGCUCGCUGACAGUAACAGGGUCAGCCGCCAUGCAGCUCUUCCUUCUCCUCGUGUGCCUGCUGCUCCUCAGCCCCCAGGGAGCCAGCUUCCGCAGCCGCCACCGCUCCCGGGAGAUGAAGAAGAAAGUCAAGGAAACCCCUGGAGGGGUCAUGGUAACCCCCAGCAAGAAGAACUUUGUCUUUGACCUCUAUCGGGCCUUGGCUUCCAGCGCCCCAGACCAGAACAUCUUCUUCUCCCCAUUGAGCGUCUCCACAAGCCUGGCCAUGCUGUCCCUGGGGGCGCACUCCAGCACCAAGGCGCAGAUCCUCGAGGGCCUGGGCCUUCAACCCAAGGCCCACUCAGAGUCUGAGCAAGAGCAGCAGGUGCACCAAGGCUUCCAGAAGCUUCUGCAUGAGCUCACACAGUCCAGAGAGGACCUGCAGCUGAACCUCGGCAACGCUCUGUUCAUCGACCCGGAGCUGGUUGUUCAGGACACCUAUCUGAAUGCCAUGAAGACACUGUACCUGGCAGAUGUUUUCUCCACCAACUUCAAGGACCCUGCAGGGGCCCAGAGGCAGAUCAAUGACUACGUGGCCAAGCAGACCAAGGGCAAGAUUGUGGACUUGCUCAAGCAUCUGGAUAGCUCCAACAUCAUGGUCAUGGUGAAUUACAUUUUCUUCAAAGCCAAAUGGGAGACGAGCUUCAGCCCCAAGUUCACCCAGGAGCAGGACUUCCAUGUGAGCUCAGAGACCACCGUGCAGGUGCCCAUGAUGAGUCGUGAGGACCAAUAUCUCUACGUCCUGGACCAGAACCUUUCCUGCACGGUGCUGGGGCUCCGUUACCAGGGCAACGCCACUGCUGUCUUCAUUCUCCCUGGAGAAGGCAAGAUGAGGCAGGUGGAGGAUGGGCUGAGUGAGAGAACACUCAGGAAGUGGCUCCGGACGUUCACCAAGAGGCAGCUGGAGCUUCAUCUCCCGAAGUUCACCAUUGAGGGCUCCUACCAACUGGAGAAAGUCCUCCCCAAGCUGGGCAUCCAGGAAGUCUUCACUUCCCAGGCUGACCUGUCGGGCAUCAGCAGCUACUCCAACAUCCAGGUGUCCGAGAUGGUGCACAAAGCCGUGGUGGAGGUGGACGAGUCGGGGACAAGAGCCGCUGCAGCCACAGGGACCAUCUUCAUGUUCAGAUCGGCCCAGAUCAGCGCACCCAAGGUCAUGUUCAACAGACCCUUCCUUUUCCUCAUUGUGGAUGAUGACAGCAAUGUCCUCUUCUUGGGCAGAGUGGCCCAGCCCUGAGGUGGUGGCUUUUCCUGAAUUGCGCUGGCUCCCACAGCCCAGCCCAUCUCCCUGCUUACUCCUGGUGGCUGGCACCUGACACAGGUCUAGUUGGCUAAACGAAAUUCUUGCACCGGU